AGAACUUUUCAAUCUCAUCCUUCUAUUCCAUUACCGUAAAACCUCACCAAUCAUACCCUUACACAGUUACACCCUUUUCAUGCUCACCAUCAUCCUCUUCCUCGGCCUCUCCGAACCCUAAUUCUCCAAUCCUCUUCAACUUUUUUCUUCUUUCAUCUUCCAUGGCUUCCUCGCCUCACAACCACCAAAACGAACAUAACGACGACAACCACCAUCUCGUUCUCAACGGCGACGGCAAAACCCAUGUUACCAAAAAGCCCAGGCUAUCUUCUUUCAUCACAGAAUCCGAAAUUAGAUCCGAGUUCGCUCACCAUGACCCGGCUGUUGCCCGAAUCAACAACGGUAGCUUUGGGUGUUGCCCGGCUUUCGUCAUCGAAGCCCAGAGAGUAUGGCAGCGCAGGUUUCUGGCUCAGCCUGACGAUUUUUACUUCAACGGACUCAAGAAAGGGAUUCUUCAUUCCAGGACCUUAAUUAAGGGCUUGAUCAACGCCGAACACGUGGAUGAGGUCUCCAUCGUGGAUAACGCCACCACUGCCGCCGCUAUCGUCCUCCAGCAGACCUCCUGGGCCUUCUCCCAGGGAAAAUACGACAAAGGAGACGCCGUAGUUAUGCUCCAUUACGCUUACGGUGCCGUCAAGAAGUCCAUCGAGGCUUACGUCACACGGGCCGGCGGGCACGUGAUUGAGGUGCCUUUGCCUUUUCCUGUGAACUCGAAUGAAGAGAUUGUCACUGAGUUUAGAAGAGCUUUAGAGAGAGGCAAGGCUAAUGGUAAGAGGGUUAGACUCGCUGUAAUCGACCAUGUCACCUCAAUGCCUUGUGUGGUAAUACCCAUUAAAGAGUUGGUCAAGAUUUGUAGGGAAGAAGGUGUUGACCAGGUUUUUGUAGACGCUGCUCAUGGUAUUGGGUGUACAAGGGUUGAUAUGAAAGAGAUUGGAGCUGACUAUUAUGCUAGUAAUUUACAUAAAUGGUUCUUUUGUCCACCUUCUAUUGCUUUGUUGUAUUGUAGAAAGUCUCCCAAGGUUGUAGAUUUGCACCACCCUGUUGUGUCUCAUGAGUAUGGUAAUGGAUUGGCUAUAGAAAGUGCUUGGAUUGGAACAAGGGACUACAGUCCUCAGUUGGUGGUUCCUUCGGCUUUGGAGUUCAUCAAUAGGUUCGAAGAUGGUAUAGAGGGGAUUAAGAAGAGAAAUCAUGAGGAAGUUGUUAAAAUGGGGAAGAUGUUGUCUAAUGCGUGGGGAACCCAUCUUGGGUGCCCUCCUGAGAUGUGUGCAAGCAUGAUAAUGAUUGGCUUGCCUGCUUGUGUAGGGAUUUCUAGUGAGAAAGAUACUAUGAAGUUGAGGACCCAUUUGAGGGAGGAGUUUGGUGUUGAAGUUCCUCUUUAUUACCGGGCUCCUAAAGAUGGAGAGAUUGGUUCCAUAACUGGGUAUGCUCGCAUUUCACAUCAGGUGUAUAACAAAGUUGAUGACUAUAUUAAAUUCAGAGAUGCCGUUAACAAGCUUGUAUCUGAUGGCUUCACUUGCUCUCUUCUCUCCACAUGAUGAGCUCAAUGAGGCAUGAAGAAGUCUUUUGUAUGAGAAUAACAGCCAUGUUUCUCUGCAUCAUUUGGUUGCAAUGGUUUCGGUACCAUUAAAGCCAAGAUCACUGGCAGAGAAAUUGAACUGCAGAAGUGCAUGUUUAUGGGCUGAAAUAAUUUUCUUUUUUAUUUUCUAGAGAUGAUAACUAGUCCGUCGAGUUGACCCACCGUAGUUUUGUUGUAAAAAUGUUUCAUAACUACUUGUAAGUGCAUGCUGCUUUGGAGACUGAAAUAAGACUUAUUCAGUGUACAAAUAAAGCCUGACCUAAUUAAAGAUCGUGAUUUUAAAAAUGUCAUCCCUUAAAUGCCUUGAA
Messenger RNA from Humulus lupulus (European hop), 1884 nucleotides. Its product is annotated as probable L-cysteine desulfhydrase, chloroplastic. The record is from RefSeq and is a predicted model, not a curated record. The coding region runs from base 162 to 1535 and encodes 457 amino acids. NCBI's taxonomy places the organism in Eukaryota, Viridiplantae, Streptophyta, Magnoliopsida, Rosales, Cannabaceae. The transcript is spliced from 2 exons.